Populus nigra (black poplar) is the source of this 1831-nucleotide messenger RNA. RefSeq names its product AT-hook motif nuclear-localized protein 1-like. Gene Ontology annotation, molecular function: minor groove of adenine-thymine-rich DNA binding. Bases 590 to 1564 code for a protein of 324 amino acids. The record is from RefSeq and is a predicted model, not a curated record. The transcript has 6 exons. Lineage: Eukaryota; Viridiplantae; Streptophyta; Magnoliopsida; Malpighiales; Salicaceae.
UUUUGUUUUAGAAAAAGCAAUCCACUUUUUUACCUUAUUUCACAUGCUCUUUACCGAUAGAAUUACGAAAUUAACCAUAUCUACCUCAGAUUUCAAAAUUCAAUUCCCCUCACGGACGUGAAAUUUCCCUUAAAUCACUUGUAUUUAUCGGGUUUAGCAAAAAUAAUUAAUAAAUCUAUUUUAAAUUGUUGCUUUACUCUUACUUAAAUGUUACAUUUUCGUUUUUUUCCUUUUGUACUUUUUUUUAUUUACCUUCCUUUUUUUGGGUUUUCUGGUUCUGUUCAGACCGGCAAGUCAAGCUGUUUAUUUUUCCGACAAGGGUAGAUUGUUUUCUCGAGAAAGGUUUUUCUCAGGAAACAAACAGUUCCUUCUCUUUCUUUUCUUAUUCUUUUGUUCUUUAGUGUUUUGCUGAGAGAAAACUCGAAAGUGCCGGUACUAUUUGAAGAAGCUAAGCGAAUGUGAAAGGGACCGAGAGAGAGACGCUACAGUUUCUGGAGAGUAUCUUCUUAAAGUCUUGAAGUUGCUGUUGUAGAAUCUGGAAAAUAGUAUUGUUAGGUGUAGUGAUUUUUGAAUAAUUUACAGUUUAUGCAUGGAGGGAAGAGAAGGAUUAAGUUCAGGGGUGACAGUGAUAGGAGCAGAAGCUCCAUCAACCUAUCAUAUGGCGCCAAGGACAGAAAAUCCUGGUCAGAUUGUAGUGUCACCACCAGCCGUAGAGGUGCCACCAGUUGGUGCAGGAUUGAUCGGAGGAACUGCAGAAAAGAAGAAAAGAGGGAGGCCAAGGAAAUAUGGACCGGAUGGGGCGGUCGCUAGGGCAUUAUCACCGAUGCCAAUUUCUGCUUCGGCCCCGCAUACUGGUGGAGACUACUCUGCUGGAAAGCCGGGGAAAGUGUGGCCUGGUAGUUAUGAGAAAAAGAAAUACAAGAAAAUGGGAAUGGAGAAUUUAGGUGAAUGGGCUGCUAAUUCUGUUGGCACAAAUUUUACACCCCAUGUCAUCACUGUUAAUGCUGGCGAGGACGUUACCAUGAAGGUGAUAUCAUUUUCACAACAAGGGCCUCGUGCCAUUUGCAUCCUAUCAGCUAAUGGAGUAAUUUCAAACGUCACACUUCGUCAACCUGAUUCUUCUGGGGGUACUUUGACAUACGAGGGUCGCUUUGAAAUACUUUCAUUGUCUGGAUCAUUUAUGCCUACCGAGAUUCAAGGAACAAGGAGCAGAUCAGGAGGGAUGAGUGUCUCUUUGGCAAGCCCCGACGGUCGUGUUGUGGGGGGAAGCGUUGCUGGACUUCUAGUCGCUGCUAGUCCUGUGCAGGUUGUGGUAGGCAGUUUCCUGCCAGGAAAUCAUCAAGAACAAAAACCAAAGAAGCCGAAGAUUGACUCAAUACCAGCAACUUUUGCACCGGCCCCAGCCAUACCUGCUCCUAUCGCAGAGAGAGAGGAAAGUGCGGGUACACCACAGGGGCAGCAAAAUUCCUCUCCCUUCCAAAGAGAAAACUGGGCCACCAUGCACUCCAUGCAGGAUGUGAGAAACUCCGGAACUGAUAUCAACAUAUCAUUGCCAGAAGGUUAACUUCAGGAGCCCUAGUCAAGCAUCUCUUACUGACUAUAUUGGUUGGUCAUCCUGGAGUCUGAGUUGCUCCUCUUAUCAAAUUCUCUGUAUGCUUUAUUGAAUAUUUCUUCUGGAAUAACUAGGAUGUUAGGAAUGACAUACUUUUUGGCUGGGAUCAGACAGGAUAUCUGAUUACUAGGGCUAAUCUAAAGUAGGCUUCUUUGAUUUGUUACGAGUAGAGUAUGGUUGUAAAGACAUUUGAAUUGGAAACCAGUCUGGCUUGAACAA